AUGGAUCAGCAACGAUUCCUGCAGCAACUGCAGAUCAUCUUGAACCCUGCCAACGGCAACUUGAAGGAUGCCACUGGUGUCCUGCAGAAGGAGUUCUACAAUAAGCCCGAAUCAUUCCUCUUCCUCCUUCAGAUUGCCACUACCCACGAAAAUGAAGACCUCCGUCAGUUGGCUGCUGUCGAGGCUCGAGGCCUCGUGGGCAGGUUUUGGCUGAAGACCCCUGCAAACCAGAAACCUCAAAUCCGGGAGCAGCUAUUGCGCGGAACUAUGAGCAGCAACUCCGAGCUCGUCCGCCACGCUAUUGCUCGCAUUGUCUCAUCGAUAGCCAAGAUUGAUCUUCCCGAUGGCGAGUGGGCUGAUUUGCCAAACUUCUUGCUCCAGGCCGCCCAAAGUGGAAACAAGGAUGAGAGGGCGAUUGGCGUCUACAUUUUCUUCACAAUCCUCGAGUCUUUGGGAGAGGGCUUUGAGGAAAAAUUCAAAGAUCUGUUUGCCCUCUUUAGCAAGACCAUCCGUGACCCUGAGAGUGCCGAGGUUCGCAUUAAUACUCUGUUGGCUUUGAGCAAGCUAGCUAUGCACCUCGACUCGGACGAGGAUGUGGCUCCUGUCAAAGCAUUUCAGCAGGUCCUCCCCGAUAUGGUGCGUGUUCUCAAGGACGCCAUUGACAGCACCGACGAGGACCGCAUCAUGCAGGCCUUCGAGGUUUUCCAGACCCUGCUUGGAUGCGACCCAGCCUUGUUGAACGUCCACUUGAAUGACUUGAUUACUUUCAUGAAUGAGAUUUCUGCAAAUACUCAGCUGGCUGAGGAUACCCGUACACAGGCAAUCAGCUUCUUGAUGCAGUGCGUCAAGUACCGCAAGAUGAAGGUCCAAGGCCUCCGUGUCGGUGAACAACUCACUCGCACUGCCCUUCACGUUGUCACUGAGCUCGAUGACGACGAUGACGAGGAUGAAAUCACUCCCGCUCGAUCGGCUCUUGGAUUACUCGACAUGCUUGCCCAAAGCCUGCCUCCAAGCCAAGUCGUUGUUCCUCUUCUCCAGGCCCUUGGUCAAUACUUCACUAGCGAAAAUCCUGACUACCGUCGUGCCGGUAUUCUGGCUUUGGGUAUGUGUGUUGAGGGUGCUCCCGACUUCAUCAGCAGCCAGUUCGUCGAAAUCUUCCCCAUGGUUCUCCAUCUCCUCCACGACAAGGAGCCAAAGGUUCGCCAGGCCACCCUGCACGGUGUUGCCCGCCUUGCCGACGACCUCGCAGAGGAUGUUUCCAAGGAACACGCCAAGCUUAUGCCACUAUUGGUUCAGAACCUUGCCAGUGCCAUGCAGAACUACAAUGGCGAGGAAACUGGCCCUAUCGUCAAUAUCAUGAAGGCUGCUGUCAGCUCCAUUGAUGCUGUUGUCGACGGUCUGGAUGAGAAGGACGUCAUCCCUUACCAAGAUGAAGUUGUUCCUCUUCUACACAAGCUCUUCCAACACCCCGACUUCAAAAUCAAGGGUCUUACUGCUAGUGCUAUUGGAUCGCUCGCUUCCUCUGCCGGUGAAGCUUUCCUCCCAUACUUUGAGAAGUCGAUGCAUCUCAUGCAAGAGUACGCUACCAAGAAAGAGAGCGAAGAGGAACUUGAUUUGCGUGCCAGCAUUAUCGAUGCCAUGGGCGAGAUGUCCGCGGCUGCUGGUCCUCAAAACUACCAACCAUAUGUCGAACCUCUCAUGCGUGCUAGCGAAGAAGCUCUCCACCUGGACCACUCUCGUCUUAAGGAGAGUACCUACAUGCUGUGGGGCUCAAUUUCCAAGGUUUACGGGGAAGACUUCAAGCCAUUCCUAGACGGUGUUUUCAAGGGCUUGAGUGCUUGUAUCGAGCAGGAGGAAGCCGAUCUUGAGGUCGAACUUGGAGAUGCCGCCAAGGAUCUCGUUGGUCAAGAAGUUAGCAUUGGCGGUCGCAAAGUCAAAGUCGCCGAGACUUCUGACGAUGAAGAUGGCGACAUUGAGGAUAUUGACCUUGACGAUGAGGAUGACUGGGAGGACUUCACUACAGUUACUCCCCUGGCCCUCGAGAAGGAGAUUGCUGUCGAGGUUAUUGGUGAUUUGAUUAGCCACACCAAGGGCGCCUACAUUCCAUACUUCGAGAAGACAAUUGAGCUGGUUCUUCCCCUCACUGAGCAUCCCUAUGAGGGUGUUCGCAAGAGCACUAUCAGCACCAUCCACCGUGCCUACGCUACCUUGUUUGCCUUGGCUGAGGAUAACGGUCAGAUGCCAAAGUGGCAGGCCGGUCUUCCUUUGAAGGUUCAACCUCCUGUCGAGGUCAAGAAGUUUGGCGAGAUUCUCAUGACAGCCACAAUCAAAUUGUGGGCUGAAGAAAGUGAUCCGGCAACGGUUGGUGAUCUCUGCGGCAACCUUGCCGAGAACCUUCGCUACACCGGUCCGGCAUUGAUUGCCGAUGAAAAGGUUCUUACCAGUGUAGUCCAACAAGUCACUGACCUAAUCAAUAAGAAACACCCCUGUCAGCAGGACUUUGCUGAAGAUGAUGAACUUCAGGAGACUAUGGACGAGACAUCAGAGUUUGACUGGAUCGUUAUCGACCGCGCUCUUGAUGUGGUUUCUGGACUUGCCGCCGCUCUUGGCCCAGACUUCCCUCAACUCUGGAAGAUCUUCGAAAAAAGCGUCCUCCGGUUCGUCAGCAGCUCUGAGAACAUUGAGCGUGCUACCGCCGUGGGAGUUCUUGCCGAGGUGAUCACCGGAAUGAAGGAUGCUGUCACUCCUUUGACCGGUCGUUUCUUGCCUUUGCUUCUGAAGCGCCUUGAUGAUGAGGACCCACAGACCAAGUCCAACGCUGCUUACGCUACUGGACGUCUGAUUGAGGCCACUAAUGAUGCAUCUGUUAUCUCUCAUUUCCCCACCAUUCUCCAAAAGCUGGAGCCCUGCCUUCAGCAGCAAGUGUCCAGGCUGCCAGACAAUGCCACCGGCUGCUUGUCUCGUAUGAUUCUCAAGCAGCAUGACAAGGUCCCGGUAGCCGACGUGCUCCCUGCUAUUGUUAGCAUUCUUCCAUUGAAGAACGACUAUGAGGAGAACGAGCCUUUGUACAAGAUGAUUGCCCAGCUUUACAAAUGGGAGGAUCCAACUGUCCGUCAACUGACUCCUCAACUUCUUCCCGUCUUCCAGUCCGUUCUCUCUGACGAAGAUCAACUUGAGGACGAACGGCGAAAGGAAGUCAUUGAACUCGUUUCAUGGCUUAACAAAUAA
This is a messenger RNA of Talaromyces atroroseus, 3228 nucleotides long. RefSeq lists its product as hypothetical. Gene Ontology annotation, cellular component: cytoplasm; nucleus. NCBI's taxonomy places the organism in Eukaryota, Fungi, Ascomycota, Eurotiomycetes, Eurotiales, Trichocomaceae. The coding region runs from base 1 to 3228 and encodes 1075 amino acids. The transcript has 4 exons. Gene Ontology annotation, biological process: protein import into nucleus. The record is from RefSeq and is a predicted model, not a curated record. Gene Ontology annotation, molecular function: small GTPase binding; nuclear import signal receptor activity.